Molecule: messenger RNA, 459 nt
Organism: Eptesicus fuscus (big brown bat)
Lineage: Eukaryota; Metazoa; Chordata; Mammalia; Chiroptera; Vespertilionidae
Product: SEM1 26S proteasome subunit
Biological process (GO): mRNA export from nucleus; proteasome assembly; double-strand break repair via homologous recombination
Cellular component (GO): proteasome complex; proteasome regulatory particle, lid subcomplex
Source: RefSeq, a predicted model, not a curated record
ACAACGUGAAGACUCAGGGAGAAGAUAGCCGUCUACAUGCCAAGGAGAGAGGCCUUGGAAGAACCCAACCAACCCUGCUGACCCUUUGAUCUUAGACUUCUGGUGUCCAGAACUGUGAGGAAAGAAAUUUCUGUUGUAACUCUAUGAGGGCGAGUGGAUCCAACUUUCCUGCUGGCCUGAGAGGCGUGGAGGGUUGCGAUGUCCGAGAAAAAGCAGCUGGUAGACUUGGGUCUCCUGGAGGAGGAUGACGAGUUCGAGGAGUUCCGCGAAGACGGGACUGGUUUAGAUGAAGAUUAAGAUGCACGUGUCUGGGAUGAUGACAAUGUAGAGGAUGACUUCUCCAAUCAGUUACCAGCUGAACUAGAGAAACGUGGUUAUAAGAUGGAGACCUCAUAGUAUGCAGAGGAAGUGUUGAAGCAACGUAAAGUUGAACUAUUUACUAAAUUCUAGGGCACAGAA